UGACGGAAAAAGCGUACAUACAAUCCCAAUCAACCUUCCUUUCCCAACACCCCUCUCACCAAGUUCAAUCGCAGUCGAUCUGCCUGUUGUCAGACUUGUUUUCUCCAUUCGUUUACAUUCGUCGGUCGGAUACCUUCCCGGAGAAGUAGUUUAUUAGAUCCAACGCAGUUGACCUGUGAAGACACCUCUCGCAAAUCAGCCACAAGAUCAACCAAUCGUUCAAUCCUUCCCAACAACCAAGAUGCGGUCUUCGUUGCUUAUGGGCGCUCUUUGCGCCGCCGGUGCGAUGGGUAAUCCACUCGACAAGCGGGCCUAUACCACUGACUGGACCAUCGUCACGGUGACCACUACUAUCACCGCACCUGUUGCCCCUGUUCCUACUACUUCGAUUGCCCCUGCUCCUACCACUUCGACAUAUGCUCCCGUCCAGGCCAGCCCGGUCUCGGAACCCGCCUCUAGUGUGGAGCCAGCAGAGCCCGAAACGCCUGCGCCAGCACCUGUGGAGCAGAGCUCGUCCGCGGUCUUUGUCGAAGUUCCGACCACUACGUCCACUACUUCCACUCCUGCGCCGGUGGAGCCUUCUACCCCUGCUGUGCAGCCCACGACCACUUCUGAGGGCGGUGUGGUCCCAGGAGCCGAAUCUGCUUGGACUUCGGCUUGGACGUCGGCCUGGACGUCGGCCUGGACCUCUUCUGCUAGCCAGCCAACCACCCUGGCAAGCACCACCUCCAGUGCCAGCGGCGCUGCCCCCACAAAUGAUUACCAGUCCUCCGUCUUGUACAACCACAACGUCCACCGUAGCAACCACUCCUCCAGCUCCCUUGAGUGGAGUGCCAGCUUGGAGGCAAGUGCCCACACUCUCGCCGCCAGAUGCGUUUACCAGCAUGACACUUCCAUUGAUGGUGGUGGCUAUGGUCAGAAUAUUGGAUAUGGUGUCUCCUCGGGGAAAAUUGGAGAGAUGAUCACCAACCUGAUGUACAACAACGAGAUGGGAUACUUCGAGUCCCUGUAUGGCCAGGCCAGCCCCGACAUGAGCAAUUUCGAUGCUUGGGGUCAUUUCUCCCAGAUUGUGUGGAAGGGUACGACUCACGUUGGAUGCGCUACAGUUACCUGCAACAGCCUCGGCAACGUCGAUUCGUCCGCGGCUGUGCCUUUCACGGUUUGCAACUACAGCCCAGCCGGAAACUAUGCCGGCGAGUAUGCCACCAAUGUCCUUCGCCCCCUUGGUAACGCGAUGUAUGUUGCUUAAAUUUUGAGAGCUGUUUUCGCCACGACUGUGACGGGAGAUCACCUUGUGGACGCAGCGGCAAGAAGUUCACUCUUGGGUCGCCAUUGAGUU
Aspergillus alliaceus is the source of this 1339-nucleotide messenger RNA. Its product is annotated as CAP domain-containing protein. Gene Ontology annotation, cellular component: extracellular region. NCBI's taxonomy places the organism in Eukaryota, Fungi, Ascomycota, Eurotiomycetes, Eurotiales, Aspergillaceae. Bases 242 to 1249 code for a protein of 335 amino acids. The record is from RefSeq and is a predicted model, not a curated record. The transcript is spliced from 3 exons.